AUGAAUGUACCUAAUUUAAGAAGUGAAGGAUUAACUCAAGAAUCAUUAAAAUUAACACAAAACUUUAUAAUAGGAGGAUUAACACAACCACUUCCUGAUUCAUUUCAAAGUGUAGAAAUUGGAAGAAUUACAAUGCUUAUGUUUUAUUUAGGUGCAUAUAAAAUAUUAUUUCCAGAACAACCACUUAACAAAGUAAUAGAUACAGAAAAAACUAUACAAUAUAUUUUAACAUCACUGAGUAUAAAAAGUGAUUCAAAAGAAAUAUUUCAAGGAUUUACAGGAUGUGAAAUGUAUGGAAUAUUUAAACAUGGACAUAUUAGUUAUACAUAUGCAGCACUUGCAUCACUUUCACAAUUAGGAUAUGAUUUAAGAAGAAUUGAUAAAUCUAAAAUUGUAAAAUCAUAUCAUACAUUAUUUAGAAAAGAAUGUAAAGGAGUAUUUGCAACAAGUCUUGAAGAAGAAGGAGAAUAUGAUAUUAGAUUUGUAUAUUCAUUAUGUGCUACAUGUUAUUUAUUAAAUGAUUGGGGAAGUAUUAAUAAAGAAAUAUUAUUUGAAUUUAUUAUGAGUUGUAGAAGUUAUGAUUUUGCAUUUGGUCAAAUGCCAAAAAGAGAAAGUCAUGGAGGAUCAACAUAUUGUGCAAUUCAAAGUUUAUCAUUAAUGGGAAUGAUAAAUAGAUUAGAUCAUAUUGAAGAAUUAGUUCAAUGGCUUGUUCAAAAAAGUUAUUUAGGAUUUUCAGGAAGAAUAAAUAAACCAGCAGAUACAUGUUAUAAUUAUUGGAUUGGUUCAACAUUAAAAACACUUGGAUAUGAACAUUUAAUAGAUAAAAAAUUUGUAUUAGCAUUUACAGAAAAUUGUGUGUCAAAAAGAUUUGGAGGAAUUGGUAAAAAUCAAGAAGCAUUACCAGAUCCAAUGCAUACAUUUUGUUCAUUAACAGGAUUAUCAUUAAUUGGAGCAUUACCAGUAAAAUAUACAAUUGAUUCUAGAAUAGGAAUUGAAAAACCAUCAUAUCUUUGA
Entamoeba nuttalli P19 is the source of this 1014-nucleotide messenger RNA. Its product is annotated as geranylgeranyl transferase beta subunit. Gene Ontology annotation, molecular function: CAAX-protein geranylgeranyltransferase activity. The transcript is spliced from 2 exons. Gene Ontology annotation, biological process: protein geranylgeranylation. Lineage: Eukaryota; Evosea; Mastigamoebida; Endamoebidae. Bases 1 to 1014 code for a protein of 337 amino acids. The record is from RefSeq and is a predicted model, not a curated record. Gene Ontology annotation, cellular component: CAAX-protein geranylgeranyltransferase complex.